This is a messenger RNA of Colletotrichum navitas, 2971 nucleotides long. RefSeq lists its product as uncharacterized. Gene Ontology annotation, molecular function: protein binding. NCBI's taxonomy places the organism in Eukaryota, Fungi, Ascomycota, Sordariomycetes, Glomerellales, Glomerellaceae. The record is from RefSeq and is a predicted model, not a curated record. The transcript is spliced from 7 exons. The coding region runs from base 23 to 2971 and encodes 982 amino acids.
CCUCUGUUGCCAAACUUCACCCAUGAUGAUCUCUCGUGCUGUCAACGCCCUAGCAGCAGUCUCUCCAAGACGAUGGCGUUGGCUGAAACCGUCCAAAGGCAAUCCGAGGACCUCUGGGGCAAGGCUUUGCGGGGGAUCGAACCAGAGCUACGCGACCUCGUCGACGGGGUCAGGCAAAUGUGAAACUCUCGAGACUAUACUAAGCGCGGCCGAAGAGAAAAGGGAGUUGUGCAUUCGGAAGCAAUGGAAGAUCAAGAAGAGGAAUGGCGAUGUCAUCAUUCUUCGCGACAUCUUUGAAAUGAUCGUUCAAUGCGUCAACAAAUCCAAGAUUCUAGGAGACGCUGCGGCUUCGAUCGCUCCUCAAUACGCAACCUUACCCUGGGGUGUGGUUGUGAUCCUGCUUCAGACAGGCAUCAAUGACACCGAGGCCUUCGCUGCUAUGAUCGAUGGCCUUGAAGCGGUAACCAGCAUAAUCGCAACGUGUGCCGUUUUUGAAAGUGUCUACCUAUCACAGAGAACUCUGGCAAUUUCCCACCUUGAGAGCUCGCUUACCGCCUUGUAUGGAGCAAUCUUGACAUUUCUGGGCACGGCAUUCAGAUACUUUUCCCAAAGUACAGGGAAAGGGUUUUUUAAGGCUGUCGUCAACCCUGCUAAAGAGAUUGAGGAUGCCAUGAAACGCGUUGAAUCCAAGCAGACCGAGGUCGAAAGAACGGCGCAAGUCACCAUCAUGGAGAUCCAAACUCACACAUCUACGCGUGUGCAAGAUCUAACGUCCAUGGUCAGCAGCUUGGCGGUUCAGUUAGAGAUGGCAAACUCCAAACUAGCAAGUUUGAGUGGCCAUUCCGAAGCAGCCAUGAUGCAACGUGGGGAAUCCUUGAGCGUGGCAAUCACCUUUAUAAUGAGACCAAAACAACGAACGAUCAGACAGCCAGAGCGCUUCGACAACCUCAAAGUAGAGGAUAGAAUUAUUCGAUACGACUGGUUGUCAUCCGUUCGCUACAAAUUUCAUCAUCUCACUGAGACUCGAGGCCGGAUGGUUGAGUCUGGAAAGUGGCUAUUUCAGCGGCCUGAGUUUCUAUUUUGGACAGACUCCAGCAUAUCAGGCACCUUGUGGCUACAUGGACCGCCAGGCUGCGGCAAGACCAAACUUGCGUCUGCCGUCAUUGACUUUGAUCGAGCAAGGGCAAAAGCGCAGGCCGACUCUGCCGUGCCUAUCGCAUACUUCUAUUGCAAUAGUGGCGAUGGCGAGCGGACAAAACCUGACGAAGUCCUUAGAUGCAUUGCACGCCAGCUUUGCGGUGAUGAUCCUGAAUCGCCUGUCACCGAAGAGUUGCGCCACGCUUACGAGACCGCCCGUGACCCUCAAAUUGGACAAAACAAACUGAGUAUCAACGAAGCCAAAGAUCUGAUUCUUGGAAGAUUGUCUGAGAACCCAGCUACGAUUCUCUGGGACUGCCUCAAUUCUAUCGUCAAAGACGCGCCGAAUCUCGUCAAAGUAUUCCUCACCAGUCGUGAUGACGGAGAUAUUGUUUGUCGGCUAAGCUCUACGCCGAAUAUCUACAUCAGUGUUCAAGACAACAGCACCGACAUUGAGCGGUUUGUAGAGCUGGAGCUAAGCAAGGCCAUUUCCCAGAAAAGGCUUCUGAGGGGCCUUGUGUCCGAGCAGCUCAGGUCGCAGAUCGCGGCAGCUCUUAAAGAGGGCUCACAGGGGAUGCAAAUGAAACUCGAAGAUGAUAUUCUCCAUGAGCUCCGUCAACUUCCUCGGUCGCUUUCUGACCUUUAUGCAAUCAGCUUCGACCAGAUUUUGCAACUGUCGUCCUCAAGCUAUGGGCUGGCCAUCAGUAUCCUCCAGCUGAUGCUCGUUGCCGUCCGACCUAUUGCCUGGGGAGAGAUUCUCCACAUUCUUCAGGUCUCCCAUACCGCCGUGGGGGGUGGAAUAACCCGCGACGUACUUCUCGACAUAACAUGCAACUUUAUCGCCGAUGACGGACAAUGGUAUCCGAGAUUGGUUCACCAUUCUGUCCGGGAAUAUCUGCGAAGCCGCCCGGAAUUUGCAUCAGGCGUCUCGAACGCCGAAGCUGCACGACUCCUCGUCUGUGGCGCCGAUCCUAACCAAACUGCAUUGAGCUACUAUCCAUCACGAGCGGCCACGAUGCAGCGCAAGAUGGACCCCGAUGCCGUUUUACACAUUGGCCGUCCUGCCACCACCCCGGGGUUUCACGUACUCAGCAGAACCGGACGGAUGGAGGUCCAGAGUCCAUAUUUUUGGAAGGAAGAGAAAUACGCCAUCAUUCACAUAGCUAUACACACCCUUCGGGCUGUCGAGUGUGUCAAAGUGCUGCUUCAACAUGGCGCCAAUGUCAACACGCGCUCAUUGAACAACCAAACCACGUUGGAAAGUUGUCUGGAGUACGGCAACCUGCAGACCAUGUUCGAGGUGUUUGAAAUCUUGACGAAGUCGAAUGUUGAAGUUGACGCCAAACUCCAAAACGACAGGACGAUUGCCCAUGUCGUGGCAGCCAUGGGUCAUACGGAACUAAUGAUCCGGCUUCUGGAUGCGGGAGCCAACUGCGCCGUGCGAGACCAGUUUCGCCAGUCUCCCCUCGACAUUGCCAGACGAUAUGCCCAUCUGGACGUGGUAGAACUUCUCAUUUCGAGGGGCGCCGUUGCGCCUGUAGUGGAAGAUAUCGAGGACGAGGCCGCCUCUCCUCUCCCGUCUGGAUCCGGUUCCCAAGCCGGUUCGGAUCCACCAAAGACCCCGUACCUUUCAGUGUCGAUACAAGACUGCGACACGAAAGAAGAUAUGCCAACGUGGUCGGAACAACUACAUGCGCAGCUUGACAUGGCCGGUGGAUGGCCUGGAGAUAGUGCAAAAUCGCAACUGGACGUCGUGAAGGAGCUUCACAAACAGAAGUCAGUCGGUCGGUCUUGGGAGACAUUGAUGGUAUCUUCAGGUUUAAAGCAGUCAUGA